UGCUACUUUUGUCACAAACCAGGUAGAAUCAAUCAAUCAAAUGCUUGUCUGAAUAUUUUUUCCAUGUGGGUUUCGUCAAUAAGGUUAGCUUCUUACAGAAAAUUUUUCAAGAACACUCAAUAUAUUCGAUUGAAAUCAGUUUCUUCAGUAGCUCAAUUAACUCCAUAUUUGUCGGAUUCUAGGUUUGAUGAACAAAUUGGAAAUACCCACAUGAAAAAUAAUGAGUUAACUAACAAUACUGUUGAGGUGAACUCGUAUUGGGUCACUGAAAUGCUUAAUAGUUUAAGGGAAGAGCCUAAUGAUGCUUUAUCAUUUUUUCGUCAGUUGAAAGAAAGUGGGUUUAAACAUGAUAUUCAGACUUAUAUGGCUAUGAUUAGGACAUUUUGUUAUUGGGGUAUGGAUAUGAAGUUGGAUUCUUUGUUUUUAGAGGUUAUAAAUUUGGGAAAGAAGGGGUUGGGGUUUGAAGUUUCUGACUUGUUUGAGGAAUUGGUGGAGGGGUUGAAUGCUGAGGGCCCCAAUUCGUUGGUUCGGGCUUUAGAUGGAUUGGUUAAGGCUUAUGCUAGUUUAAGGAUGUUUGAUGAAGCUAUUGAUGUUCUGUUCCAGACAAAAAGGUGUGGUUUUGGAUUGAGUGUGUUGUCAUGUAAUUAUCUCAUGAAUAGGCUUGUUGAGUGUGGGAAAGUAGAUAUGGCUGUGGCGGUUUAUAAACAGUUGAAGAGGAUUUCGGUGAGUCCAAAUGUGUAUACUUAUGGAAUUGUGAUCAAGGCAUUAUGUAGAAAAGGCAAUUUUGAAGAAGCAGUUGGUGUAUUUGAGGAGAUGGAGAAAGCCGGUGAAUCUCCUAAUGAGUUUACUUAUUCUACUUACAUUGAAGGGCUUUGCUCGUAUGGUAGAUCAGACUUGGGCUAUGAUGUAUUGCGGGCGUGGAAAGGAGUAAAUUUACCCCUUGAUGUCUAUGCCUACACUGCUGUAAUUCGUGGGUUUGUUAAUGAGAAGAAGCUGCACGAGGCAGAAAUGGUGCUGCUUGACAUGGAGGAGCAAGGAAUGGUCCCUGAUGCCGUUUCUUAUGGGGCUGUAAUUAAUGGAUACUGCACUACAGGGAACAUUUCUAAAGCUCUGGCUUUCCAUGACAAGAUGGAAACAAGGGGUAUCAAAAGUAAUUGUGUGAUUGUUAGCUUAAUUCUUCAGUGCUUGUGCAAAAAUGGCAAGGCAUGCGAUGCCGUUGAUCAGUUCAGUAGUUUUAAGAAGAAAGGUAUUUUUCUUGAUGAGGUGGCUUAUAAUGGUGUAAUUGAUGCUUUGUGCAAACUCGGUAGGUUUGAAGAGGCUGAGAAGUUGCUUGAUGAGAUGAAGGAUAAGAGGAUGACACCUGACAUCGUGCAUUACACUACUUUAAUAAAUGGCUAUUGCCUCCAUGGACAAAUUUUAGAUGCGAUGGGUUUAUUUGAUGAAAUGAAAGAAAAAGGCUUGAAACCUGACAUUAUUACUUAUAAUGUGCUUGCUGGUGGAUUUUCUAGAAAUGGCCUUGUUAAAGAGGCAAUUCACCUUUUGGACCAUAUGAAGGAACAAAAGUUGACACCAACAACUGUCACACAUAAUGUGAUUAUUGAGGGCUUAUGCAUUGGAGGUUAUGGGGAAGAGGCUGAAAUAUUUUUCAAUAGUUUGGAAAAUAAAUCCGCAGAAAAUUAUGCUGCCAUGGUGAAUGGGUAUUGUGAAUUAGGCAACACCAAAAAUGCUUUUGAGCUUUUUGUUAGACUGUCAAAACAAGGUGUUUUAAUUAAAAGGAAAUCUCGUUUGAAGCUUCUAAGUAGCCUUUGUCUUGAAGGAGAGUAUGGAAAAGCGUUAAAGCUGUUUGAGAUAGUGUUGUCAUUAGGUGAUGGCAUUUGCAAAAUAAUGUGCAGCAAACUAAUAGCUUCCUUAUGUAGUGCUGGAGAUAUGAAAAGGGCCAGGUGGGUGUUCGAUAAUCUGGUUUGGAGAGGAUUAACACCAGACGUGGUCAUUUAUACUAUGAUGUUAAAUGGUUAUUGCAGGGUGAAUCGCUUGCAGGAAGCCAUUUAUCUUUUUGAUGAUAUGAAGAAAAGGGGCAUUUCCCCUGAUGUUAUCACUUAUACAGUUAUGCUUGAUGGCCAUUCUAAGAAUUUAAAGAGAGAUCGAUUGUCAUCAGAUACAAGGAGGAAUGACAGAGUAAGAAGGGAUACAGGGUCAGUUUUUUGGAGUGAAAUGAAUGGGAUGGAAUUAACUGCUGAUGUCAUUUGUUACACUGUUUUGAUUGAUAGUCAUUGUAAAUCGGACAACAUUGAUGAUGCUAUUCACCUUUUCACUGAAAUGAUUGAUAGAGGUUUAGAACCUGAUAGUGUGGCGUACACAGCUCUAAUAUGUGGCUAUUGUAAGCAAGGACAUGUUGAGAUGGCUAAAGAACUUGUGAAUGAUAUGUGGAGAAAGGGAAUACAACCAGAUAGCCAUACCAUUGCAGCACUACAUCAUGGAAUCAUAAAAGCCAAAAAGUUGCACCUUAGGCAUAACAAUAACUCAGCCCAAAAUCGGAGACUGCAGGUUAUCUAGUGUAAUUUUGGCGAGGCCCAAAUUGUUGCAUGGAGAUGAUAAAUAUUCAUUUGAAUGUGAAGAGCACAUACUUUGGUAAUACUGGAAAGAGAAGAGUUGGUGCUCCUGAUGUAACUAGCAAGCAGUGCGGUCAUCAUGAGGCCUGAAAAUCAGGUAUGAGAAUUCAACAUACAUCUUUGCAGAUGAAUUCAGAUGGCCACAUGGCUCUGUCUCAUCUAUGUUUAGUGCUCCUCCGAAUAAUGAAUGCAGAUGUUUGAUACUGUUGAUGGAAAGCAAGAAAAACAGGCGUUCCUCUAUUCCACUUGAUCAUGAUGUCUUGGCUUUCACAAUUUGCUGGAUCUCAUGGGCUUGCAUUAGCAUUUGAAGCCUUGGCUUUUGGGAGUCACUGAUAUGUGUGGAUGAGUACCUUCUAGUUCUGGGUUAUAUCAACUGUUUCUUUUUACUACAUUACGUGGGAACAGUAUGUAACUCUUCAGUAUAUAUUUAUUCAGUAGGCAAUGGAACAUAUAAUUCUAAGAAUCCUCAAAGCAGAAAUGGAUUCUUGUUUUAUCUAACGAAGAGUCCAGAGAAGUUUUUGCUUUUAACUAACAUCGGGAGACAAGAUUAGGCGCUGGGCAGUGCAGUAUCUAUUCCAGAUACAGAGGCAUCAGGGGGUGCCCGGCCACCCAACCCAGCAGAGGCCCAAGUGUUGAAGUUCCAGAGCACGAGGGAAUGAACUCUCUCAUUCCCAGACAUCUCGUCUAUGUAUUGUGUCUCCCCCAAUUGCUAAGAAGAUAGGUGCACCGUGAUACGAUAAGGUCCCCCUGAAUGAAAAGCCAGGGGUAGAGCCUUGGAGCCGACCCAAGCAGAGAUCCAGAUCUAGGCAUUGAUGCAUGGAACGUUUACAUCUGCUGAUCUUUCAUGAAUGCUAGGGCUUAGUCAGUGAAUCUUACAGUUUCAGAAUGCAUUAAGGAUGGUAGAUUGAAUAGUUGGAUGAAAUGACACAGUAAAUUCUUAUAGUUUAAUGAUGUAAUUUUAACAUAUUUUUAUUAGUCU
Messenger RNA from Solanum stenotomum, 3588 nucleotides. Its product is annotated as pentatricopeptide repeat-containing protein At2g26790, mitochondrial. Lineage: Eukaryota; Viridiplantae; Streptophyta; Magnoliopsida; Solanales; Solanaceae. The record is from RefSeq and is a predicted model, not a curated record. The transcript is spliced from 7 exons. Gene Ontology annotation, molecular function: protein binding. The coding region runs from base 64 to 2553 and encodes 829 amino acids.